AUGCCUUCAAUAAAGUGCAGUCGUAUCGAAGAUGCUCAUGACGACGGGGAUGUCAACAUUAUCGGCGGACACGCCAGUGCCAGAUCGAGGCUUAUGGAGCCCUUGAUUUAUUCCGGAUCGUUGGACAGCUUCAAACACCAAGACCUAACCCCAGUUAUCGGAAGAGAAUUCGAAGGUCUUCAAGUGACCGACCUGCUUCGAUGGGGCGAUGCCAUGAUUAGAGAUCUGGCAAUAACGGUCUCGCAACGCGGCGUCGUCUUUCUACGGGACCAAAAUGUCACACCAAAUCAGAUGAAGGACUUGAUGCUGCGCAUAACCGAGCUAUCAGGUUGUCCUUCAUCAUCUGGACUCCAUGUGCACCCCCUUACUGAAGAAGGCUCCGAACUGGGAGACCAGAUCUCUGUCAUAAGCAGCGAAAAACAGAAGAAAGGUGGCGGUCUCACUCACCAACUCUCAGACGUGAGUCGCCUUGCAUCUGCGGGCUGGCAUAGCGACAUUACCUUUGAGCCAGUGCCAUCAGAUUACGCAAUGUUAAAGAUCCACACAUUACCUGCAACAGGCGGCGACACGCUGUGGGCGUCGGGGUAUGAAAUCUAUGAUCGCCUUUCUCCCGCCAUGCGAACAUUUUUGGAGGGCCUAACUGCGACGCACGAUGCAAAGUUCUUCUUGGAAGAAGCAGAGCGGCUAGGCAAUCCACUACGAAAGGGAGUUCGUGGCAAUCCGCUGAACCAAGGUGAAGCGCUCACGGCCACACACCCGGUCAUACGGACGAAUCCUGUGACGGGUUGGAAAUCAGUAUAUGUGAACAAGGGGUUCACCAAACGCAUCAAUGGCGUCACGAAGGACGAAUCCGACCUCAUUCUGCCGUAUCUAUUCAAUCUUGUGACGCAGAACCACGAUGCGCAGGUGCGGUUCAAGUGGCGGCCGAAUGAUCUGGCUAUUUGGGAUAACCGGAGUACGUGGCAUUGCGCGACAUAUGAUUACGAUGAAGCUAGGGCAGGCGAUCGGAUUUGGACUGGAGCUCGAUGUAUAUAUGCUACAUCCAUAUCCUUUGCAAAGCCCUCAAGUCAAUCGAAAGUUAGUAUCACAAUAACCAGAAGCACGGAGCCCCAGACCAUUACCAAAUUUACCGACUCACUGAGCAUACCGAACAAAAUGCACGCCACCAAGCUCACUCAGUUACUACUUUACCUCUGCUGCUUCCUUCCCUUUGCUGCUUGCGUCACGAAGCGCUCGGCCCAGGUUCAGAUUCAGAACAAUACCCCUCACAGUAUGAGUGGUGUCGGGUUGAACCACAUGUACAGCGAUGUGUACAAGGAAUCGAAAACCUGGGAGAGCAUCCCAGCUUAUGGAUACUCCGAUACUUUCACUGUCAACUACAACACAGGCUUCGGUACUACAGGCAGAGACUGGUGGGCAAUCACUGGGCACAACGACGCAGACCCGAUCAGCCCUAAUUCAAUGAGUUUAUGGUACUCUAAUCCGAACAACUUUCGAAACUUUCUCGAUUUCCUCGAAUCCGUCGCACCGACUCUUAUUGGAACGGCACUAAAGGCCGCAAAAUUGGCACAACCUCAAUUGGCGCCAGCUGCGACAGUGGCGAACGUCGUAUCCAAGGCACUUUGUAAAGCUAUGCUCAAUUCAGCCAAGACCGAUGGGUUCAAGCAACACAUUUUGCGUACGGAAGACGAAAAUAAGAUAACCCUGAUACGAAUCAACAACGACGGCACGAUCAAUAUCAUAUCCCCCUCCGGACGGUCCGAUACCGUAUACAACACGAAGAUUCAAAAGCUUGGACUCUAA
This is a messenger RNA of Alternaria atra, 1803 nucleotides long. RefSeq lists its product as uncharacterized. The transcript is spliced from 5 exons. Gene Ontology annotation, molecular function: 2-oxoglutarate-dependent dioxygenase activity. The record is from RefSeq and is a predicted model, not a curated record. Lineage: Eukaryota; Fungi; Ascomycota; Dothideomycetes; Pleosporales; Pleosporaceae. Bases 1 to 1803 code for a protein of 600 amino acids. Gene Ontology annotation, cellular component: cytoplasm.